AGGACGAGUACUUGUGGUACCUGACGGAGGAUGAUGUCAAGAAUCUCACGCCAGAGAUGCGGAAGUGCUUGUCCCUGCGCCUCGGCAGCGCCGAGGACGUGUCGCGCUGGCGGACGCAUCAGUUGAUCAAGAAGUUUCAGCGACGCGCCUACGACACGAACAGCCCGGCCGUCCGGAUAGCGACCCUGACGGAGAAGAUCCUCAGGCUGCGGGCGCACCUCCUGAGAUUCCCGCAGGUGCUUGGCUCCCAGGCCCACAAGCGCGUGAUGGCCAUCCGUCUCACGAAGAGGACCCGGGCCAUGCGGCAGCUCUACAAGCACGACUUCGAGCUGUACCAGCACGUCUGCAAGGAGCUCGGCAUCCGCUGCAUACGCUUCGCGAUACCGGGCUCGAAGGACCCGCAGAAGAUGGUGAACCCGCAGGCCAUCGACGGAGACAGAGCCAAGUUCUUGAUCCGCCAGCGGAUGUAUCACGGCAAGUGGCGCCCACACAAGAUGAAGGAGCUCGAGAACAAGGGCCGGCUCAUACGGUACACCCGCCACCCGAUGGAGCGGGUGCCAGAGAGCCACGGGAAGCCCAAGUCAGUGCCUCAGCAAGUGUCGCGGGCCUGGCCCUACGGCGUUCGGGAGGAGCGCGUGGCGGGCAAGCAGGUGGUCUACAACCCCUCCGCCGCCGGCAUCGGCUUCUGGCCCGCCAAGGGCGCCG
This is a messenger RNA of Prorocentrum cordatum, 705 nucleotides long. NCBI's taxonomy places the organism in Eukaryota, Dinophyceae, Prorocentrales, Prorocentraceae. The record is from the annotation of a GenBank genome assembly.